AAGGAGGAAGAAAGCUCCGGCUGCUGUUGACCCACUUGGACCCACACCUAGACAAAACCCGCGCCAAACCCAGCCCCAGCUAGCUCUAGACUGCGCCAUGCGGGGCCCCAGCGUGGCUCUGUGGCUCAUCCUGGCUCUGCGCACUGCACUCGGAGGGAUGGAGGUGCGAUGGUGCACCAUCUCAGACCCGGAGCAGCAGAAGUGCAGUGACAUGAGCAAGGCCUUCCAGCAAGCCAGCAUCCAGCCCUCCCUCCUGUGCGUCCAGGGCACCUCAGCUGACCACUGCCUCCAGCUCAUCACGGCCCGGGAAGCUGACGCCAUCACUCUGGAUGGAGGAGCCAUUUACGAGGCGGGGAAGGAGCACGGCCUGAAGCCCGUGGUGGGCGAGGUGUAUGAUCAAGAGGUCGGUACCUCCUAUUAUGCCGUGGCUGUGGUGAAGAGGGGCUCCCACGUGACCAUCAACACCCUGAAAGGCGUGACGUCCUGCCACACGGGCAUCAACCGGACGGUGGGCUGGAACGUGCCCGUGGGCUACCUGGUGGAGAGUGGCCGCCUCUCGGUGAUGGGCUGCGACGUGCUCAAAGCUGUCAGCGACUAUUUUGGGGGCAGCUGCGUCCCCGGGGCAGGAGAGACCAGUUACUCAGAGUCCCUCUGUCGACUCUGCCAGGGCAACACCGCCGGGGAAGGGGUGUGUGACAAGAGCCCCCUGGAGAGAUACUACGACUACAGCGGGGCCUUCCGGUGCCUGGCAGAGGGGGCCGGGGACGUGGCCUUUGUGAAGCACAGCACGGUGCUGGAGAACACCGACGGGAAAACCCUGCCCUCCUGGGGCCAGACGCUGCUGUCACAGAACUUCGAGCUGCUGUGCCGGGAUGGCAGCAGGGCUGAUGUCACUGAAUGGAGGCGAUGCCACCUGGCUCGGGUGCCUGCUCAUGCCGUGGUGGUCCGAGCCGACACAGAUGGGGGUCUCAUCUUCCGGCUGCUCAACGAAGGCCAGCGCCUGUUCAGCCAUGAGGGCAGCAGCUUCCAGAUGUUCAGCUCUGAGGCCUACGGCCAGAAGAACCUGCUGUUCAAAGACUCCACCUCCGAGCUGGUGCCCAUCGCCACGCAGACCUACGAGGCAUGGCUGGGCCGCGAGUACCUGCAUGCCAUGAAGGGUCUCCUCUGUGACCCCAACCGGCUGCCCCACUACCUGCGCUGGUGCGUGCUGUCCACGCCCGAGAUCCAGAAGUGCGGAGACAUGGCUGUGGCCUUCAGCCGGCAGAGGCUCAAGCCGGAGAUCCAGUGUGUGUCCGCCGCGUCCCCCCAGCGCUGCAUGGAACAGAUCCAGGCUGGGCAAAUCGACGCUGUGACCCUGAAGGGCCAGGACAUUUACACAGCGGGGAAGAGAUACGGCCUGGUUCCAGCAGCCGGGGAGCACUAUGCCCCGGAGGACAGGAGCAACUCGUACUUCGCGGUGGCCGUGGUGAAGCGGAACAGCUCCUAUGCCUUCACCCUGGACGAGCUGCGGGGCAAGCGCUCCUGCCACCCAGGCCUCGGCAGCCCUGCAGGCUGGGACAUCCCCGUGGGCGCCCUUGUGCAGAGGGACUUCAUCCGGCCCAGGGACUGCGACGUCCUCACAGCGGUGAGUGAGUUCUUCAGCGCCAGCUGUGUGCCCGUGAACAACCCCAAGCACUACCCAUCCUCGCUGUGCACACUCUGCGUGGGCGACGAGCAAGGCCGCAACAAGUGUGUGGGAAACAGCCAGGAGAGGUACUACGGCUACAGUGGCGCCUUCAGGUGCCUGGCUGAGAAUGCAGGGGACGUUGCCUUCGUUAAGCACACGACUGUCUUUGACAACACGAAUGGCCACAAUUCUGAGCCCUGGGCUGCUGAGCUCAUGUCGGAGGACUACGAGCUGCUGUGUCCCAAUGGGGCCCGGGCCGAGGUGACCCAGUUCGCAGCCUGCAACCUGGCACAGAUACCGUCCCAUGCUGUCAUGGUCCGGCCGGACACCAACAUCUUCACUGUGUAUGGACUGCUGGACAAGGCCCAGGACCUGUUUGGAGAUGACCACAAUAAGAAUGGGUUCAAAAUGUUCGACUCCUCCAACUAUCAUGGCCAAGACCUGCUUUUCAAGGAUGCCACCCUCCGGGCAGUACCUGUGGGAGAGAAAACUACUUACCGUGACUGGCUAGGCCCCGACUACAUGGCGGCUCUGGAAGGGAUGCUGUCUCAGCAGUGCUCAGGCACAGCGAUCGUUGCCUCCAGCGUCUCCCUGCUCCUGCAGCUGCUCCUGCUGGCCCUCACGGCCAGCCUCCUCCAGCCCUGCCUCUGAAGCCGCUCUGGGCAAGCCUCGCCCUCCCUUGGAACGCAAACCUAUUCAGAAAUCUCCCUAGAUAAGGCUGUUCUCCUCAGUAAAUCCAGUUAACACUGCUCAGAGGGAAACGUGUGCCGGGAGAGGAAGCGUGAGAAACCACAGAGCUCCCCAGGGCUGCGAUUCCAACACUGAAGCUUCUGUGAUCGCUCCAGAGCGGGAUAAAGAGGGAUGUUACAGCAAAGCCCCCCAGCUGGACUGAGCAGGUCUCUCCCUCCUGCUGGAACCCAGCCGCUGCCUCCC
Balaenoptera acutorostrata (minke whale) is the source of this 2599-nucleotide messenger RNA. It is a transcript of the gene MELTF, whose product is annotated as melanotransferrin. The transcript is spliced from 16 exons. NCBI's taxonomy places the organism in Eukaryota, Metazoa, Chordata, Mammalia, Artiodactyla, Balaenopteridae. Gene Ontology annotation, cellular component: extracellular region; early endosome; recycling endosome. The record is from RefSeq and is a predicted model, not a curated record. Gene Ontology annotation, biological process: iron ion transport. The coding region runs from base 98 to 2317 and encodes 739 amino acids.